Insectozyma verbasci is the source of this 423-nucleotide messenger RNA. The record is from the annotation of a GenBank genome assembly. NCBI's taxonomy places the organism in Eukaryota, Fungi, Ascomycota, Pichiomycetes, Serinales, Debaryomycetaceae.
AUGCCAAUUACAACAUAUAAUGAAAUAGAUUUGAAACAUGAUUCAAUCAAAUUAAAAUGUCCAUUUGAAAAUUGUAACACAACAUUAAUCAAAUACUCACAAGAUCUUCAAUUAAUAAAUGUUAAAAAUUCACCAAAUUUAAUUAAAGCAACUGCUGAAAAACCAAUAAUGAAUGAAUCACCAAUUCAAUUUUAUAAAAUAGAUGAUGUUUGGGCAUUUGACAAUAUUGGAGUAAGUAAACCAACUGAAAUCAAAACAGCACCAGAAUUUGAAAAUGAAAUUAUUCAAGUUGAAAGGAUAUUAAUUUGUUCUGAAUGUGAUAAAGGACCAUUAGGAUUUGCUGGUAUACCUUUGAAUAAAGAUAAUGAUCAUAACAAUUUAAUAUAUUAUUUAAAUGUUGAAAGUGUAUUGUAUGAAUAUUAA